AUGACAACCAAUUAUGUGAUAUUUGACUGUGAUGGUGGCAGUGAUGAUGCCUGGGCAUUAUUGUUGCUACUGAAAGCGGAAGCCGAGAAACAAUUGGUCUUACUUGGCAUUACAAUAUGUGGUAGUGGUAAUACCACAUUACACAAUGCCGCCUAUAAUAUGCUGAGGAUACUGAAGGCAUGCGGUCGUGAUGAGAUCCCCAUCUUUUUGGGUGCAUCGGAUUCGUUGUUGCCACCUUUCGAUAAGGAAGAGAGACCGGUUUUUCAUGGUAAAGAUGGAUUUGGUGAUGUCUUGCCACAGGAUGAAGAUAUAGAUGUCCAUGAAAUGGUCGAAGGAGAACAUGCUGUGGCGGCGAUACAUCAAUUUUGUAUAGAGAAUCCGAAACAGGUUACCGUAAUAGCUGUGGGACCACUUACCAACAUUGCCUUGUGCUACUCCAUGUAUGGCAGGGAUUUUUCGGAAAAUAUUAAGGAGCUGUACAUUAUGGGUGGAAAUCAUCAAGGUGUUGGCAAUUACACCAGAGCUGCCGAAUUUAAUUUCUAUUCAGAUCCAGAGGCUGCCCACAUUGUGCUAAGCAAAAGCAAAUGUCCCAUAACCAUUUUGCCAUGGGAACCAUGUAUGGAUGAUAAAUUCUUUAUAUGUAUUAAAUGGCGUUUGGAACAUUUCGGCCCUAUGGCUGCACGAGAAAAUCAUGCCGUUGAAUUGCUAAAUUGCGUUGAGGCAUCACAGUAUUUAAAACCCGGUUUUAAAGGUUGGAAUCCAUGUGAUGCCAUAUUGGUUGCCGCCUUCCUGUUCAAGUCUCGUUUGGUGCGUAAACAAAGUUUAUGGCAUUGUAUUGUGGAUUUGAGUGGUCACACUCGUGGUCAAAUGGUACUCGACCAUUUGCAGGAGGUGGAUAAGAAUCCGAAAAAUGUACGCAUUAUAGAAUUAGUAGAAGCGGAAUUCUUUAAAAGUGCCGCUGAAUGGGGUGCCGGUUUGAGAGAAUUCAAAUUGAGUAUAUUUACGGAGGAGCCGGCCAUAGAUGUUGGGAAAACAGAAAUUAAAACUGAAAAUGGUAAUUGUAGUUGA
Molecule: messenger RNA, 1068 nt
Organism: Musca vetustissima
Lineage: Eukaryota; Metazoa; Arthropoda; Insecta; Diptera; Muscidae
Product: nucleoside hydrolase-like
Exons: 5
Coding region: 1-1068 (355 amino acids)
Molecular function (GO): hydrolase activity, hydrolyzing N-glycosyl compounds
Source: RefSeq, a predicted model, not a curated record